AUGGCCGACGGCGGCGAGGAGGGGAAUGCGUCGGCGCACAAGGGCUCCUCGCGCCGCCGGGGCGCGGCGCAGGUGGCCCUGGACGCCGACGAGCUCCUCACGCUCAUGCACGGCUCGGAUCCCGUCAAGGUGGAGCUCAACCGGCUCGAGAACGAAGUGAGGGAUAAGGAUAGGGAGCUGGGCGAGGCGCAGGUGGAGAUAAAGGCGCUGCGCCUGUCGGAGAGGGCGCGGGAGAAGGCCGUCGAGGAGCUCACUGCUGAAUUGGAGAAGCUGGAUGAGAAGCUCAAGUUGACAGAGUCUCUCCUUGAUAGCAAAAAUCUAGAACUCAAGAAGACAAACGAUGAGAAAAAAGCUGCUAUGGCGGCCCAGUUUGCAGCAGAAGCAACACUGCGAAGAGUCCAUGCAGCCCAAAAGGAUGAUGAUAUGCCGCCCAUUGAAGCCAUUCUUGCACCACUUGAAGCUGAGCUAAAGCUUGCUCGGCAAGAGAUUGCAAAACUCCAAGAGGACAACAGAGCAUUAGAUCGUUUGACAAAACAAAAGGAGGCAGCUCUGCUAGAAGCAGAAAGGACUGUACAAACUGCAUUAGCAAAAGCUGCUAUGGUUGAUGACAUGCAAAACAAGAACCAAGAUCUGAUGAAGCAAAUUGAGAUCUGCCAGGAAGAAAAUAAGAUCUUGGAUAGGUUGCACCGCCAAAAAGUUGCGGAAGUAGAAAAGCUUAGUCAAACAGUCAGAGAGCUUGAAGAAGCUGUCCUUGCUGGUGGUGCAGCUGCUAAUGCUGUUAGAGAUUAUCAGCGGAAAGUCCAGGAAAUGAAUGAAGAGAGAAAAGUUCUGGACCGUGAACUUGCUCGGACAAAAGUUACAGCAAACAGGGUUGCUGUUGUAGUUGCCAAUGAGUGGAAAGAUGGUAAUGACAAAGUAAUGCCCGUUAAACAGUGGCUUGAAGAACGCAGAUUCCUGCAGGGUGAGAUGCAGCAACUACGUGACAAACUUGCUAUUGCAGAGCGAGCUGCUCGAUCGGAAGCUCAAGUAAAGGAAAAGUAUCAGUGGCGACUAAAAGUUCUAGAAGAUGGACUGAGGGGGCCACCAAGUGGUUCUAGUCGUCCUCCUACAGAAGGAAAGAGUUUAAGCAAUGGAUCCUCCCGUCGGCUAUCGCUGGGUGGAACUGAUAAUAUGUCCAAAGUCUCCCCGACUGGUUUGUUAGCAAGGAGAUCUCCAUCCUUCAAUUCAAGAUCCUCUCUUUCUACUGGUAGCAGCUUGGUCCUCAAGCAUGCAAAAGGAACUUCAAGGUCAUUUGAUGGUGGUACGAGGUCUUUAGACCGGGGAAAAGUGCUUGUGAAUGGACCUCAUUUACUCAAUAGAUCUACAGAUGCUGUUACAGAUUGUGAGACUACUGAUAACUGGAAGGCUAGUGCAGAAGAGAAAAGUACUGAAACCACAAAUAGUGACUCAACUGAUAUGGUCUCUGGUGUACUGUAUGACAUGCUGCAGAAGGAGGUGGUUUCGUUGAGAAAGACAUGCCAUGAGAGAGACCAAAGUCUAAAGGACAAGGAUGAUGCAAUUGAGAUGUUAGCGAAGAAAGUAGAUACACUAACCAAAGCCAUGGAAGUGGAAGCUAAAAAGAUGAGGCGAGAGGUAGCUGCUAUGGAGAAAGAAGUUUCUGCUAUUCGCCUCGAGAAGGAACAAGAGAACAAGGCCAAGCGGCUUGGGAGUUUGAGAGGACCUGGCAACGCUUCUCAGGCACUUCCAGCAAGAAAUGCACCGCGUGGUGGGUUGACGCGCAACAUCCAAUAACCCAGGUCUAACACCAGGCAGCAUGAUAUUCUUUGAUAGGUUCCGUUUCCCUUUGUGCUUUCCCCCCUUUCCACCCCUAUUAAUUUUUUGUGAUUGAGAUAGCACAGAUGACCCUCUGAUACCUAGAUUGGGGAAAGAGUAGGCUCGCAUCUGACACGACUUGCUGUAAUGUAGUGGAAGGCAGUCCUUCGGUAAGGUUUAACCUUGCGGCACGCUCUCAUUUUGUUAAGGCGGUGCACGUUGUGGUUGUAUAGGCUGGAAGAUCACGCGUCUUCUUCUAAACUAUAAUUUAGCUAGUGUGGUUGAUUUUGCUUGUCCGAGUUGUGUUUGUGAAUAUCAUUGUAUCCUACUGUGGUCACCUUUUUUUUGUACCAUUCGUUUGUUGACGCUGGCUUUUCCCUUGCUGGUCCUGGAAUCAGUUUCUUGGCUUGGGAUACCCUUUUGGAGCACUGGUUCUAGUCUCGAGCUGAAUCAGAAUGGAA
Molecule: messenger RNA, 2273 nt
Organism: Lolium rigidum
Lineage: Eukaryota; Viridiplantae; Streptophyta; Magnoliopsida; Poales; Poaceae
Product: microtubule-associated protein 70-2
Exons: 11
Coding region: 1-1791 (596 amino acids)
Biological process (GO): cytoskeleton organization
Molecular function (GO): microtubule binding
Source: RefSeq, a predicted model, not a curated record